AACUAAUCCGCUUUGUGUUCCAGGACAAGGAUGAACAGACGCGGCUGGAGAUGAAACACAGGAAAGAGGAAGACGAUUUGUACAGGAAGUUUGCGAGGCAGCGGGAAGAGGAGGAUAAGAGGAUGAAGGAAGAGUUUAGGGACGAGUGGGAGAAGGAGCUCGAGAGGCUAACGAGUCGGUUCGAGCGAGAGUUGCAGACAAAGAGGAAGCGGCCAGACGAACACAAGGUGCUAACUCUGAGGCUACAGCAGGAGCGUGAGGAUCUGGAGAAGAACAUGACCAUCAGGAGAGACAAGAAGAAAGAGUCUCUCACCAGGAAACUGCUGGAGCACGAAAGGGCAGCGACGGCAGCUCUGGUGGAGAAGCAGAGUCGAGAGAUGUUGGAGCUAAUAAACGAGAAACGCAGUGAGUACAUGAUGGCGGAGUCGUUGUACCUGGAUGAGGGUGAAGGUUAUGCUGACGACACCCUGCUGCCGUACCCUAGCCAGGCACCCACUCCCGCACCUCCACUCGUCUCCAAGUUCCAGAUAUACAACGACCCUGUCGAAUUUUCGCACAUCGACCAAAUCGCCAUAUCGGUUGCACAAGAAGAUCAAAAGACAUUCACAGAUCUAGUCCGCCAGCUCGUAGGAAGAUGUGGUUCCGACAUUGAAAAAGCCAGGACCAUUUUCCGCUGGAUAACUGUGAAGAACCUGAACACAAUGACAUUUGAUGACAAUCUGAGAGGAGACACACCCAUGGGAUUGUUGAGAGGAAUUAAGCAUGGGACAGAGAGCUACCACGUCCUCUUCAAACGGCUGUGCAGCUACGCUGGUCUGCACUGUGUGGUAAUCAAAGGCUAUUCCAAGUCUGCUGGUUACCAACCAGGUGUCCGGUUCGAGGACAACCGUUUCCGCAACUCCUGGAAUGCUGUGUAUGUGGCCGGUGCUUGGCGGUUUGUCCAGUGCAACUGGGGUGCACGCCAUCUAGUCAACGCCAAGGAGGUACCAAAGGCCGGUGGCAAGGGGGGCAAGUCCGACAGUCUUAGAUAUGAGUACGAUGAUCAUUACUUCCUAACGGAUCCAAGAGAGUUUAUCUAUGAGUUCUUCCCUCUCCAAGCUGAUUGGCAACUCCUCAAAACACCAAUAACACUUCAAGAGUUCGAGGAACUUCCGUUCGUCAGGUCACUAUUUUUCCGCUAUGGCCUCUAUUUCCCAGACUCUCACACCAAAGCUGUCAUGUACACCGAUGCCACGGGAGCAGCAACAGUGCGUAUUGCUAUGCCCACCAACAUGCAGUCAAGUCUGAUCUUCCACUACAAUCUCAAGUUCUAUGACAGCGAUGGAGAUACGUAUGACGGAGUCAGUCUGAAGAGAUUUGUAAUGCAAUCAGUGGUAGGUAAUAUGGUAGCAUUUCGUGUCCACGCCCCGAGCAGUGGAGCCUUCCUGCUGGACAUAUUCGCCAAUGCAGUGACACCGAAGGAAUAUCUCACCGGAGAGCCAAUGAAGUUCAAGAGUGUUUGCAAGUUCAAGAUAGCUUGUGAGGAACUACAGACUGUCAUGGUACCCCUGCCUGACUGUGCCAGUGGAGAAUGGGGUCCCACCAAGGCCACUCGUCUCUUCGGCCUUAUACCAAUUACACAUCAGGAUGCCCUGGUGUUUGCGGGACGGGAGCUGGAGCUACAGUUUCGCAUGUCCCGGCCCUUGACAGACUUCAUGGCCACUCUCCACAAGAAUGGAGUGGAAGAGAAACGUCUGUCCAAGUUUGUGUCACAUGUGGUCUCUGAUGACGACGUCGUAACAUUCCUCAUCAGUUUCCCCGAGGAGGGCCAGUACGGGUUGGACAUCUACACGAGGGAGCUGGGGGGUGCCAGUGCAGAAAGCACAGGAGAGAAACACUUGCUCACACACUGCUGCAAAUACCUCAUCAACAGCUCAAAGAGAAAUUGAUUCUGACUAUUCUACCAAUGGAACUAUGAAAACAUUUGACAACCUAAUCAAUCAUCUAAUCAACACUAAUCACGACUAUGAUCCAUGCAAGAUUCAUCAAUGGAGUUCCACUUGAAAAUUUUAAAACCCAAUGAUGGCAUUGUUAAAUAAAAUGUUAAUGGUUAAAAUUUGAACUGUAUCCAGAGAGGGUAUAUAAAUGAUAACUAUUAAUUAUUCUUAUCAAAAGAUGAAAAGAAUAGAUAUUGUUUACAUAACAAGUGCAUACCAAAGCUUCCCAACACUUCAGAUUAAUAAUUUUCUGGUACAAAUAUUUGUGUAGUUGUAAGAUAGAGCACUAGAAGUUGUAUUCCAUAUUUGUUUCUUUUAGGUCAAAUUUAUCUUAAGGUAGUGAAAUUCUUAAAACAUUUCACAGUUAAGAACUUUAACAAAACUUAUUCAAAUAUUUGUUACAUAAUAUACAGAAGUAUGGACUUCUAUUUCAUGAACCAAGAACCUAAAUUGCAAAGGUAUAUCUAUUUAAAUAUUUUGCAUAUACAUUUAUUUUACAUAAAACUGUGUGAUUAAAUAAAUGAAAACACAAUUAUAAUUAUGAAAAAAUCUUUAUAAAAGUUCAUAAAAAUCUUGUACAAAUAUACAAAAAUAUUUAGCUGCAUGGAGAACUCUAAAGUUAAGCAUACAAGGCAUUUAGAAUAAUUUAUAAUAAUUGUCAAUAGUGUAACUAAUCAUGUAUAUAGUAAAAAGUUAUCAUAAAUAAUAUAUAUAAAACAAUUGUAAUGUUCUUAAUGUAGAAACAUUCAAACAGGUAUUGCAUGAUUUUGUUUGGAAAUGAAUUUUUGAACAAUAAAAACUGUGUAAUAAGCAAAACUGCAACAAAAUUGCUUGUUUCUAUUGAAUAUAUAUUUGACAGUAGUUUAAUAUUUAUUUAUUAAAUUUUAUCAGUAAAUAUUAAAUUGAUUACAAAAAAGGACGUUAUUGAUACAUAGGUUAGAAGCAAUAUUUUUAUGAUAAACAUUACUUGGAGGAAGUUAAAUAGGCAAAAAUCUGCUUGUGUGUUUCUACACAUCGUUGUACAGUACCAAAUAUAAGAUGCAGUAGGAAAACCUGCGCUAAUAUAACGAUUCAUUAUUAGACUUUUUAUAUUACAACGAAUUUCCAACUAAAACUAUUAAUCUGUUUAAUGACAUUUUAUUAAAAUCAGUAAUCCACAUUGUUGCAAUACAUAAAACAAAUUGUAUAAAAAAUAUAGUGAUGUAAAAAUUAAGAUGUAUUUAAUUUAUGUCUAUGUUUGUUUUAUACAAA
This is a messenger RNA of Homalodisca vitripennis (glassy-winged sharpshooter), 3227 nucleotides long. RefSeq names its product hillarin-like. The transcript is spliced from 10 exons. The record is from RefSeq and is a predicted model, not a curated record. The coding region runs from base 51 to 1928 and encodes 625 amino acids. NCBI's taxonomy places the organism in Eukaryota, Metazoa, Arthropoda, Insecta, Hemiptera, Cicadellidae.